This is a messenger RNA of Rotaria sordida, 366 nucleotides long. Lineage: Eukaryota; Metazoa; Rotifera; Eurotatoria; Philodinida; Philodinidae. The record is from the annotation of a GenBank genome assembly.
AUGAAUUUAGAUGAACUAAGAGAUAUUGCUAUUCUCAUGCAUAAAAUUAUGUCGAUUGACAUAGUACAAUCUCUCUGGAUAGUCUACCGAAAAUAUGGUAUGGAAGAAAUACAAUCGAAGCGACCAAUCAAUGUAUCUGAUGCGAAAUUUUGGCCAAAAGAAGUUUCAUCACUCAUGAAAAAGUUAAAAAAUGAUAAUAUUAUUGAUGAAAGUAGUUGUUUAAUUUUUGCCAAUCAAUGUUUACAAGAAUUGUACAAUAAAAAGGAACAUUAUCGACACGAAUUAAAUGUCAAGACCACUCGUUUAUCUGGUUAUAACUUUAGCAUGGAAUAUACUAUUGAAAAAUUUGUACAACAAGGACUUUAA